Molecule: messenger RNA, 2959 nt
Organism: Macaca mulatta (Rhesus monkey)
Lineage: Eukaryota; Metazoa; Chordata; Mammalia; Primates; Cercopithecidae
Gene: FBXO42
Product: F-box protein 42
Cellular component (GO): SCF ubiquitin ligase complex
Molecular function (GO): ubiquitin-like ligase-substrate adaptor activity; protein binding
Source: RefSeq, marked provisional
CGGCGUUUGAGUGGAGGAAGAUGGCGGCUCCGGGCGGCUCGGGGUCCCGCCAGCUGUGAGGAGCCCCGAGCACCGCUAUCGCGGCCUGACGCAGAGCGCCUCUGCUCUGGCCCUGUCCCUGGCUCCCUCAUUACCUUCGCCAGCGGAGCGAACCCGAGAGCGUGGAGCGGGCUGGGCCAGCUGUUGAGUGGGAUGUCAUGGCCAGCUCCUCAGACAGUGAAGAUGACAGUUUCAUGGCUGUGGACCAGGAAGAAACUGUGCUGGAAGGAACAAUGGAGCAAGAUGAGGAGCCCCACCCAGUAUUGGAGGCUGACGAGACUAGACAUAAUAGGUCCAUGUCGGAGCUGCCAGAAGAGGUUUUGGAGUAUAUCCUGUCCUUUCUGUCACCAUAUCAGGAACACAAAACUGCGGCCCUUGUCUGCAAACAGUGGUAUCGACUUAUCAAAGGUGUAGCCCAUCAAUGUUAUCAUGGUUUCAUGAAGGCUGUCCAGGAAGGAAACAUUCAGUGGGAGAGCCGUACCUAUCCUUAUCCUGGAACCCCAAUCACUCAGCGCUUCUCGCACAGCGCAUGCUAUUAUGAUGCUAAUCAGUCUAUGUAUGUGUUUGGAGGCUGUACCCAGAGCAGCUGCAAUGCUGCUUUCAAUGACCUCUGGAGACUUGACCUAAACAGCAAAGAGUGGAUCCGACCUUUGGCUUCAGGGUCCUAUCCUUCCCCCAAAGCUGGAGCAACUCUGGUCGUGUAUAAGGACUUGCUAGUGCUGUUUGGUGGCUGGACGCGGCCAAGCCCUUAUCCCCUACACCAGCCAGAGAGAUUCUUUGAUGAAAUACACACUUACUCACCCUCUAAAAAUUGGUGGAACUGCAUUGUGACAACCCAUGGGCCACCUCCCAUGGCUGGCCACUCCUCCUGUGUAAUAGAUGAUAAAAUGAUUGUCUUUGGUGGCUCUUUAGGAUCCCGGCAAAUGAGCAAUGAUGUCUGGGUCCUUGACCUCGAGCAGUGGGCGUGGUCCAAGCCGAACAUCUCCGGCCCCAGUCCUCAUCCUCGAGGUGGCCAAUCUCAGAUUGUCAUAGAUGAUGCAACUAUCUUAAUCCUCGGAGGGUGUGGCGGUCCCAAUGCUCUGUUCAAGGAUGCUUGGUUGUUGCACAUGCAUUCUGGUCCUUGGGCCUGGCAGCCACUCAAGGUAGAAAAUGAAGAGCAUGGGGCCCCAGAACUGUGGUGUCAUCCAGCAUGCCGGGUGGGACAGUGUGUGGUGGUCUUCAGCCAGGCUCCUAGUGGGAGAGCCCCACUCAGCCCCAGUUUGAACUCUCGCCCAUCACCUAUCAGUGCCACUCCUCCAGCUCUCGUUCCUGAAACCCGAGAGUACCGCUCUCAGUCUCCAGUAAGAAGCAUGGAUGAAGCUCCUUGUGUUAACGGCCGCUGGGGAACACUGAGACCCAGGGCUCAAAGGCAGACUCCUUCGGGUUCCCGGGAAGGGAGCCUUUCCCCAGCCAGAGGAGAUGGCUCUCCUAUCCUCAAUGGUGGGAGUUUGUCUCCAGGAACGGCAGCUGUGGGUGGCUCUUCUUUGGACAGUCCUGUACAGGCCAUAUCUCCAAGUACUCCAUCUGCUGCUGAAGGAUAUGACCUAAAAAUGGGACUUUCUUUGGCCCCCCGACGAGGAUCACUACCAGAUCAGAAAGAUCUGAGAUUAGGAUCCAUAGAUCUGAAUUGGGAUCUGAAAUCCGCUUCCAGUAGCAAUCCCAUGGAUGGCAUGGACAAUAGGACAGUUGGAAGUAUGAGACACCCUCCUGAACAGACAAAUGGUGUGCAUACCCCACCUCACGUGGCCAGUGCCCUUGCAGGGGCCGUCUCCCCAGGUGCCCUGCGUCGGAGUCUGGAAGCCAUCAAAGCGAUGUCCUCCAAAGGCCCCUCGGCCUCUGCAGCACUAAGUCCUCCUCUUGGGUCUUCUCCAGGCUCUCCUGGGAGCCAGAGUUUGAGCAGUGGAGAAACAGUGCCCAUCCCUCGCCCAGGGCCUGCCCAAGGAGAUGGACAUUCCUUACCUCCCAUUGCCCGCCGCCUGGGCCACCACCCUCCACAGUCCCUAAAUGUUGGCAAACCCCUAUACCAGAGUAUGAACUGCAAGCCCAUGCAGAUGUACGUGCUAGACAUUAAAGACACUAAGGAGAAGGGGCGGGUCAAAUGGAAAGUAUUUAAUAGCAGUUCUGUGGUCGGACCUCCUGAAACCAGCCUGCAUACCGUGGUACAAGGCAGGGGUGAACUCAUCAUAUUUGGAGGACUCAUGGACAAGAAACAGAAUGUGAAGUACUAUCCAAAAACAAACGCCUUGUACUUUGUACGAGCAAAGAGAUAAUGUGUUCUAAACCCCUUUCCUUUUCUGUGGCUUUUAAUUUGGAAUUUUCCAGUGUGUAAGCAUUUGGACUGAGAAUUGGGAAAACAAAAUUACUCCCAGAAGCCAAAACUCUUUAAUUCCCAACCGAAGUCACUCCAGGCUGGGAUCAAAUCUCCAUUAAGAAAAAAAUUAUAUAUAAGUAUAUAUAUAUAUAUAUUAUAUAGCCAACUCUGUUUACAAAAAAAAGGGAGAGAUCUCCAUCCUGGUUCAGAUAAAAUUGUUGCUGUGUUUUAACAGGGGCUGGGUUGCCUUUUUCUACCUUGCUGGUAACUAGACCAAGAAGUUAGAACAGACUUACAUCAGUAACUUUCCAAAAGAAACUGAAGAGCCCCCUGUAAAUCUUUAUGUGGCCUUCUUGGAGUUAAAAAAUAAAAGGGCAUAUAUAAGUUGCAAAGGUGUAGGUUUUUAGACUCUCAUGCUUCAGGUGCUGUCAGGGUAAAAGUAACUGUUCUUCCCCUUCUCCUCUUAAAACCACAGAGGACCUGUGACAGCUCUGCAGAAAUGCCAGUGCCUGGCCCCCUCCUGCCCUUUAUGGCUGAGGAAAGUUACCCAACAAAGGAUUUUAUUCCACA